GCAAAAAAAAGCACAGAAGAAGACUGGCCGGAACACAAACAUGACCACAUUGACAUGACCGUAAACAGGCGGCGACACAAGGAACAGUAGGCUGUACCUGCAUGGAAAUAAGCAUUUUAUUCAGGGAGCUGAUAGUCUGUCUGCUUGGUGACAUAAAGUGAAUCGUAAUGUAAUGCUGUGAGUCAUUGUGUUGUUGUUUUUUCCGUCGUGUUACUGAGAGUCUAUUUAAAGAGAUGUCACUCAUCAGCUGUAUGUGCAGCUUCACUCGGGUCUUAUGGAGAGGCUCUCCCAGUAUGUCUCCAAUGUUAAGGCCGCUCCCGGCUGGACUCACUUGUGUUUUGGCAGCCGGUAAAAAGGACUUGAUAGAUCUGCCUGUCCUCAAUGAGGACGAGCUUGAGGAGCAGUUUGUGAGAGGAUCCGGACCCGGAGGACAGGCCACCAACAAAACCAGCAACUGUGUGGUGCUCAAACACAUCCCCACUGGGAUUGUAGUGAAGUGCCAUCAAACCAGAUCUGUGGAUACAAAUCGAAAACGUGCUCGGGAAAUUAUGAGAGAGAAACUUGAUAUUUCAUAUAAAGGAGAACACAGUGAAGUUCUUGUGAGGAAGAAAGAGUCCGAGCUGAGGAAACAAGAGAAGAGGAGGAAGGCAAACGAGAACCUGGAGAGAAAAAGACUUUUUAAAGAAGCACUGGCUGCAGAAUCCAAACCUGGAAAUGACUCCGUUUAAAAUGUUCAUGUGGAAUAUAAAAUGAAGACAUGAAUACUUGAACGAUCCUGUAUUUUGUAUUUUAUGUCCACAAAUACUGAAUAACAUCAUCUUUAAAGGCAAUGUUAUCAGCAUAAAAUCAAAUUAGCCUUUUA
Messenger RNA from Thunnus maccoyii (southern bluefin tuna), 862 nucleotides. RefSeq names its product mitochondrial translation release factor in rescue (gene mtrfr). The coding region runs from base 234 to 728 and encodes 164 amino acids. NCBI's taxonomy places the organism in Eukaryota, Metazoa, Chordata, Actinopteri, Scombriformes, Scombridae. The transcript is spliced from 2 exons. Gene Ontology annotation, molecular function: translation release factor activity. Gene Ontology annotation, biological process: translational termination. Gene Ontology annotation, cellular component: mitochondrion. The record is from RefSeq and is a predicted model, not a curated record.